Molecule: messenger RNA, 1398 nt
Organism: Eruca vesicaria subsp. sativa (arugula)
Lineage: Eukaryota; Viridiplantae; Streptophyta; Magnoliopsida; Brassicales; Brassicaceae
Source: the annotation of a GenBank genome assembly
AUGUUUGCGGAAGCCGAUAGUAUUCCUAGAGCAAAAUAUGGCAAUAUGAUGCAUUCUGAUCCGAAUCUCUCCUCCACAACGACUCACCAAACAGAGGAAGAGUAUGGCGUACGCAAUAGCAGUGCAUCAGCGGUUGGUACAGGCAUGUAUGAUAGAAUGAGCUGUGAAGGUUCUCCAAUGAUGAUGUCUCCUUGGAACCAAGCAAAUCCAUUUGCUCAAACCCAAUGGUCUAAUGUUGAAGAAAAUCUACCUCAGAAUGGCCUUAUUGGCUCGCUUGUUCGCGAAGAAGGCCAUAUUUAUUCUUUGGCGGCCACAAAAGAUCUUCUUUACACUGGUUCCGAUAGCAAGAACAUACGUGUUUGGAAGAAUCUAAAGGAGUUUAGUGCAUUUAAAUGCAACAGUGGGUUGGUAAAGGCCAUUGUGAUUUCUGGGGAAAAAAUUUUCACAGGUCACCAGGACGGUAAAAUUCGCGUUUGGAAAGUAUCUCCUAAGAACCAAAGCUUGCACAAACGCUCUGGAACACUACCUACUUUGAAAGAUAUUUUCAAGGCCUCUCUCAAACCCAGAAACUAUGUUGAGGUGAAAAAGAACCGCACCGCACUUUGGAUCAAGCAUGCCGAUGCUAUAUCUUGUCUGAGCCUAAAUGACGAACAAGGGUUGUUGUAUUCUGCGUCAUGGGAUCGAACCAUUAAGGUCUGGAGGAUUUCUGAUUCAAAAUGUCUAGAAUCAAUCCCAGCUCACGAUGAUGCUGUAAAUUCAGUGGUUUCAACAACCGAAGCAAUUGUUUUCUCUGGAUCAGCAGAUGGAACAGUAAAAGCAUGGAAGCGUGAACAAAAAGGAAAAUACACAAAACACACGCUCAUGCAAACAUUAACAAAGCAAGAAAGUGCAGUCACUGCUUUGGCUGUAAGUAAGAAUGGUGCUGCUGUGUACUUUGGUUCGAGUGAUGGGUUGGUGAAUUUUUGGGAGAGAGAGAAGCAAUUGAACUACGGUGGUGUUUUAAAGGGACACAAGCUUGCUGUUCUUUGCCUCGAAGUUGCCGGCAGUCUUGUCUUUAGUGGAUCUGCUGAUAAGACCAUAUGUGUGUGGAAGAGAGAUGCAAAUAUUCAUACAUGUCUUUCUGUACUAACUGGUCACACAGGUCCGGUAAAAUGUUUGGCAGUAGAAGCAGAUCGUGAAGUGUCAGAAAAUAAGGACAAAAAAUGGAUUGUAUAUAGUGGAAGUCUGGAUAAGUCGGUAAAAGUCUGGGGAGUUUCAGAAUCUUUCAUUGACAUGAACCAAAUCGGUAUGAUGCACCAGCAACAGCAACAACAUGUAAUAUCGCAUUCAGAGCCUUUUAUGUCUGAGGGUAGUGUCUCUUCGUCCACUGGUGGAGCCAGCAGUCAUCGGAGACAUUAA